Messenger RNA from Sparassis crispa, 3435 nucleotides. RefSeq lists its product as hypothetical. Lineage: Eukaryota; Fungi; Basidiomycota; Agaricomycetes; Polyporales; Sparassidaceae. The transcript has a single exon. The record is from RefSeq and is a predicted model, not a curated record. The coding region runs from base 1 to 3435 and encodes 1144 amino acids.
AUGGCCACGCUCCUACCGACGAUCACCGAGCAGGACACUUUCACCUCCCAGAAUACUGACCUAGAGCCAGAUAUAGAAUGGAAGAAUACAACCAUCAAACAGAUCGAGGCGUUGUUGCGGCCGGCGGUGGAUGAAGCGAAAGCGCAGAGGGACAGGGGGCUGGGCAUGUAUCCCUUGGACGAUGCUACGAGGGAGAAGAUCUGCAAGGAAUACGACAGGACUAUUGAGGGCAUCAAGCGUCUGGCGCAGGAGCAGCUUAUGCACGCACUGGAGCAGGAGAGGCAAACGCGUCGAUGGGCGGCAGGCGGCCCCUUGGAUGUGGGUUGGAACGAGGCACUGGCUCGUGAGCAGCAAGGAAUCCUGGACGGUAUAAAGAGAAAGGGGAGUGUGCAACAGCAAGAUCUCAGUGUCGUCCAGAACUCCGUUGAUGACCAGAACAGAGACACCACUGACGGACCAUCGAGGGUAGGUGAGCGCGACAGCAGUGAAGAAUCACUGAACCCAAGACAUGAUACUCAGCCAAGCGAUAGCGAGAACGAGGAGAAUAGUGUUGCUUCUGGCGGAGACCGUGACAUUCCCGCACAGAAAUUGCCCGAGGCCCUUCCCAUCGAUAGCUACGGCUAUGGAUCGCACGCGGAACCAGUCUCAUAUCUUCACAGAGGCUUCGAGUCCUCGUCGUCGCGCAUGGUUGGGCUUGAUACUGCGCGUGGAGACCACGAUAUACCUGCGCAGUGGCUGCGUGAUGCCGCCAUCAGCAGCUACGGCUACACGAAGCCAGACUCAUAUCUUGACCGCGAUUCCGAGGCGUCGUCAUCGCGCACCGUGGGGUUUGAUACCACACGCCCAAGCGUCACCAGGCAGAGGAGCACAAGCUCUUUGUCGAAGAGACCAGAACAAGAAUUCUGGCGCCCUUCUUCACCGCCCGACACCCAGCCGACCACGUCGCGGACGCUUGCACACGCGACCGCUGCGAUGGAGUCUCCCAUUUCACCUGUCAGACGAGACAGCAUCACAGGAGAUACUUCUAGAUCUGUGUCACGGUCGGGCAGUCUUCGAGCUCGAGGGAAACCGCAGCAAGACGGGGAGUUUCACGUCAGUUCACACGCGUCGCGCGAGAUACCGGGCAGUUUGGCCUCCGAGUCUUUACUGUCGAGGACGAGGGAGAAGCAGCGCGAACCGCAGAGCCCACAGCAGAUCCGGCCUCGAAAGUCCACUGACUUCCGCUGGCAGACGUCUGUUCCCCCGUCACCCGCUGGCUCGGCGCAGUUUCCUCCGGCUGAUGGCUACUCCUACCAGCCCAAUUCCGUGACCUAUCGCGAGGCGGAAGAACCACCAGGAGGAAUCCCAAUACGCGGUGCGUCUUCUUCUCGGCAACCACUCUCUCCCCAGGGAUCUCCAGAUACUCCGCGCCAUCAGCUGUCGAGCUUCAACGGAGGCAGGUCGAUUGCGAACAAAUCGUCCUUUACGAGGGAGGCCGAUUUCCGCCAUCCGCAGGCAAGUCCUAACUCGAGAUGGGUGCCGAGUCCACAAGGCGCUUCAGUGCCAUCGAACAGACCUAUUGUGAAGCAGCAGUCUUUCACGAUAGACAGUUCGGCGAGCCAGCAGCCGUCCAGUCCCAGUCAUCGAGGUUGGUAUGGCCCUCAGAUUCCUCCCGGAAGCGUCCGUCGCAACUCUUCUGGCGCACACUCGCUUCGGUCUCAAUCCUCCAGGCAGGAUUUUUACGGCCCGAUUCCUCGAAGGCUGGCAACGUAUGACGAGCAGUCGGUAGCUUCGGGAGAGUAUGGCAGUGACAGUGACAGCGACAUUUGGAACCCUGACCUGGAGCUGGCUGAGAGGAGGGAGGAGGAUGAGGCUGAGAAGAGGGCAAUGGAAGCUAAGGCGAUGGCAGAGGCGGCAAGGCGGAGAGAAGCCGAGGUAAAGCAGAGGGAGGCAGAGCUGAAGCAGAAGGAGGAAGAGGCAAGGCGCAAGCAGGCAGAAGCCAAGCAGAAGCAAGAGGAGGUGAAACGGAAGGAGGCAGAAGCAAAACGCAGAGAGGCUGAGGCAAAACGGAAGGAAGAAGAGGAGAAGCGGCUGGAAGCCGAGGCAAAAUGGAAGGUGGCUGAGGCUAAACGAAAGGAGGAGGAGGCGAGACGUGUAGCGGAGGAAGCCAGACGGAAAGAGGAGGAAGCCAGACGGAUAGCAGAGGAGGAGAGACGGAAGGAGGAGGAGGCGAAGCGCAUGGCGGAGGAGGCGAGACGGAAGGAGGAGGAGAGAAAGCGCAAAGAAGCUGAGAAUAGACUGAAAGAGGCGGAGGCAAGGAGAAGAGACGAUGAGAUCAGACGCAAGGAGCAGGAAUCGAGACGUAAGGAGCAGGAGGUUAAUAUGAAGGAAGAGGAGACCCGUCGGAAAGAGGAAGACAUCAAGAGGAGAGAGGAGGAACUGCAUAGGCGUGAGGAAGACUUGGUCCGCAGGGAGCAAGAGGCUAUAUUGAAGGGGCAGGACGAGGAUUUCCUCAAGCAGCAGGAGGAGAUGUUCCGUCGUGCCGCCGAAGAGAGGAAGAGGCAAGAUAGCAUGAGCAGCACUUCUGACAGCAGUCGACCCACGGCAGGACGUUCCCAUGCUUCGGUACCUCCUUCGAAUCCGUGGCCAAUUCCCAAGAGCAGCAGCUCCAGCUCGAGCAGUAGCUCCACCGAUCGCAGCAGCACGGCCUCUUCCUCGAGUUGGACGAGUUCAGCCUCUGGAUGGUCUUCGUCCGGGCGCUCUAACAGCUCCGCCUAUACCCAGACCUCGACAUCCAGUUACGCCCCCAGCACGCCUACUGCCACAUCUAGUCACACUGCCAGCACACCCUCUCCCAGUAUGAAACCUCCUCCGCAGGGAAGAUCGACGGGUGGUUCGACCCCGACACAAGCGUCUGCAAGCAGCAAACCGACGACCGCCUUCCCUUCAACCGGGCCCAGUUCGGACGAAGAGGAAUGGCGGCGCCGACAAGAAGAGCGAGCGAGAAAACAGCAGGAGCAGUUCAAGCACAUGCAGGAGCAGAUGGAAUGGGACAAGCAGGCCAAAUCAUCCAAGCCUAUGUCGAGGGACGACGUAGUCCGUUUGUUUGAGGAACACGAGCGCCGCUGGGCCGAUCUUCCGAACAUGGACGUGCUCAGCUGGAGCACCCUUCCCUGGCCAAUGCUGAGGAGACCUGAGGAACCAGAUGACUUGACCACCAUAGCCAUCAGUGCAUAUGUUCUCUCACCCCACUAUCCUGGCGAGAAGGCGAAGUCUCCCAGAGAUCGCAUCAAGGAGCAUAUAAGGCGGUGGCACCCUGAUCGUUUUGAAACCAAGCUGCUGCCGAAGGUGCGGAAAGACGACCAGGACAAGGUGAAGCAGGGCGCAGGACUCGUGGCGAGGAAUUUGAACGAGAUCUUAACGCGUCAAUCGAGCGCAAACGACUUGUUCUCAUAA